AGAUCCUUACAGUUCGUGACCUUGAUGUCCCCAUUUGAGCACAGAGUUAAUGAGUAUGCGAUUAAUUCAAUUGGAGGAAAUUUCUGAACAUGGGCGCUGACUGCAAAUUUUCUCUGAAAAGAUUCAUUUCUCACAAUUUGUUUAUUGUUUAGCAGUGAAACCCGGAAACCUUGAUAAAUCAGCAAAAUGAAGCUCCUCCUGACAGCACUGCUACAGGCACAGCUGUGCAUAUGCAGUUUGGCAGCACAACCAGAAUACUAUGGUUAUUAUGAGGAUUCGGAUGCAGCAGCAUCAAUUGCACCAGAAGUGGUAGAUGCAGCAGACGCGGAUGGCUGGGCUACAGGCCGCCCCAUGACAGAAAGACGUCGGAACAGACCAACCUCUGAGCCGAGACCAUUGAGACAGAUGCUUGGUGUGCAGCGUUAUAUAAAUGAUGUUGUGGACUCAGAGGUCCACGAAGAGGGAGUGAGAUAUAGGUUUGAUGAUAACGUUAUCGAACGUGUGAGAGAGGACGUGAUCCCAGAGCUGUGUUACUUGACUUCAGAUAACAUCACCAUCUACAACUCCUUCCUGCUGGACCGAAACUGCAUGGAAGAAUUUGAGAGUGUCAGCCCUCAGUGCGUCGGAUUCAAAUGUGAUCUCGCUCACUACUUUUUGGAACACGGAGCAAAGAUAUUCACGGACUUCUUCAACGCCACCGAUUACAAGGAGGGCAUGGAAAUCAUCCACAGGGAGUUGUCAACUGCAUUUGAGAAAUUGGACAUGUGUACCUGCGGACGGGAGUUCUUCAAAGCUGCAUUUAAAUGUGCCCCAUUCUACAACGCCAAUGCUCUAUUUGCUGCAACGGGAAAUUACGAGGAUGAUAUUGUAAUGUUCGGAAAGAUCGCUAGAAACGUUGACGUUAAAUCUGCGAGCAAGUUCUUUGAUAGAUUGCUGGCGGGAGUGUGCGAGGAAACCAGCACUGGAAUAUGCCUCAACUCUAUUUUCAACGUUCUUGAAGAGUUAGUAGAGAUGGGUGUGAAUACUCUUGAGGAUUUCGACGAUUACGAUGACGGUGACAGAAAGUACCAGAAGGAACAAGAAAAGCGUUGUGAUGCUAUGUUUGGCUCAUACCGCGCUUGGGAGAAAGACGGUCGGGAUCUGUCCGAUUUUGACGGAGGAACUGAGGAGUUUUGGGAAGUGAUGCUCAACAUGACCGCCAAAACAACCAACGCUUUCUACUGCGAAAAGAAAUGUAAGAAGGACAGAGGAGCCUUGUACCCGUGCUGUUUGAGGAGAAUGCUGGAGGAUGAGAAAAUGUUCGACAACGUUCAAAGAGUGGUUGAAAGUGUGUACAAGAUCAUUCCCGCAACGAAUUACCGUUUUGAGUGGGACGGCUUUUACGAGUUGGAGUAUCGUUUCGAAAGAGAAUGGUCUGCUCAGGAAUUGGAAGAGAGAGCCUCCUGGACGGUCCCUGCAAACCUUCGUGACGCCUUAAUGAGGACUCUACACGCUGCAAAAUAUUGCGAGGGAAAGAUUGUUAGGUGCUCCAAGUAGUUUCGUUGAAGUCUACGGAGAUGGAAUCGUACUUUGGACAAUCAGACCAUAUGAUAUUUACUCACUAUUACGUUAUAUCUUAUUAUUUUUAUAGCUUAUUUUUAGAACUAAAAAGUAACCAAUGGCUAAUUUUAUAUAUUUUUAACCAUUGUAAAUUUAUUUCACCAACAAUUUUGUAAUAUUCGGUUUUGUUGCAAAUAUAAAAUCUAGUGAUAAUUUGAAAUAAAAAGCUUCAAUUGUUGAUUACGCGAAUAGAUUGACUGGCGAUUUCAAUCCUCCAAAGGCCUCGCAAGGCUUAUUUUAGUUUUACUCGCCAUGAGUGCGCUUUCAUUUGAAAUUGACACACGUUGUAUCAGUAUAACUAUUAUAUAGUGUACUUAUAUAUAUAAUACCUCUUUUCGCGGCGGCCUCCGGCCGAUUAGAGGUAUACAAGUUACAA
This is a messenger RNA of Bolinopsis microptera, 1975 nucleotides long. RefSeq lists its product as uncharacterized. Lineage: Eukaryota; Metazoa; Ctenophora; Tentaculata; Lobata; Bolinopsidae. Bases 187 to 1536 code for a protein of 449 amino acids. The record is from RefSeq and is a predicted model, not a curated record. The transcript is spliced from 10 exons.